This is a messenger RNA of Carassius gibelio (silver crucian carp), 3829 nucleotides long. Its product is annotated as phospholipase ABHD3. The coding region runs from base 142 to 1380 and encodes 412 amino acids. Gene Ontology annotation, molecular function: glycerophospholipid phospholipase A1 activity; A2-type glycerophospholipase activity; monoacylglycerol lipase activity. The record is from RefSeq and is a predicted model, not a curated record. NCBI's taxonomy places the organism in Eukaryota, Metazoa, Chordata, Actinopteri, Cypriniformes, Cyprinidae. Gene Ontology annotation, biological process: medium-chain fatty acid catabolic process; medium-chain fatty acid biosynthetic process; phosphatidylcholine metabolic process. The transcript has 9 exons.
UGAAGCACAGAGUCGCCUCGCCUCGCAGAGCGCCACCCAUCUUCCGUCUUUAAACUCCUGUAUCCGUUCACCUCUGCAUCCUUUAUCCAGCUGCAGCAGCUCGAGUAUCUCAGAGGCCGGAACCGUGGGCUUUAUAGGGCCAUGAUCUCACUGGAGCUUAAUUUUAAUUUAUUUACGAGUGACCUUUCACAUUACUUCAAAAAUCAAGUCAAAGUCGGGCUCCUCGGCUCUGGGGUGGGACUCUCAGUGGUGCUCGGAUUCAGCGCCGCUUAUGCCUGCUACUACCUGCUCUCUGUGGCCAAGAAGCCCAUACUGAUAUCUGGAGGAAAGAAGUUUCAUCAGUUCCUGAGGGACAAAUGCCCCGUGGUCUCAGAGACGUACUACCCCCCGUUCUGGUGCUGGGAGAGCCGGGUGCAAACGCUGCUCCGACCCUUCGUGACCGCCAAGCCCUGGGUCAACUACAGAAAUGAGCUCAUUACAGCACCAGAUGGAGGCCAGAUCUCUCUGGAUUGGUUUGACAAUGAUGACAGCGCGUCCCACCCGGACCAGUCCACGCGCCCCACUGUGCUGCUGCUCCCGGGACUGACGGGCACAAGCCGCGAAUCCUACAUUCUGCACAUGGUACAGCAAAGCCGGGAUCUGGGCUACAGAUGUGUGGUGUUCAAUAACAGAGGAGUAUCGGGUGAAAAGCUACUGACGCCUAGGACGUACUGCGCAGCCAACACAGAGGAUCUGGAGGUGGUCAUCGAACAUGUCCAGCGCACCAUUGACAAAGCUCCACUCAUGGCGGCUGGGGUUUCAAUGGGCGGGAUGAUGCUGGCGAACUAUCUGGGUCGGAAGGGCUCGGAGGUGCGUCUGAAGGGAGUGGUGGUUUUCUCGGCAGGCUGGGAUGUGUUUGAGUGCACGGCUUCACUGGAGAAGCCCCUGGACCGCUUCCUCUUCAACUCCUACCUCACCAGCUGCCUGCAGGCAUCCGUGGACCGUCACCGAACCAUUCUUGAAAAACAGUAUGACAUAGACCACGUGAUGAAGGCUAAAACAAUCCGAGAGUUUGAUGAACGUUUCACAUCCAUCAUGUUCGGUUAUCCAUCCAAUGACGACUACUAUCUAGACGCGAGCCCCAUUCACAAGAUCAAGUCUGUUCAGGUGCCAAUGCUGUGCCUCAAUGCAGCGGACGAUGUAUUUUCCCCCAAUCAUGCCUUUCCGGUGGAGGCGGUGAAGCAGAACCCUAAUGUGGCGCUGCUCAUCACCUGUCACGGCGGCCAUAUUGGCUUCCUGGAGGGUCUGUGGCCACGGCAGAGCACCUACAUGGACCGGGUCUUUCACCAGUUCACCAGUGCCGUGUUUGAGAAUGGCAGCGGUCUGGAUGAUCUCCACUGACCUUCUCUUUCCAUUCCCUCUACACCCAUAAGCAAAAAAAUGUGUACAUUUCCAAAAUGAAGUGCACAGGUUCACUUGAGGGCCAGGAUUUAAUAUUAUUAUUAUUAUUUAUUUUAGUAGUUUUAAGCACAUUUGCAUUCAUGGAACAGAAAUUCUUCUUAGAAAUUCUUGCAUGUUCCAUCCGUCCAUCGACUGAUGCGCUUAUUUGUUUCUUAAUUGCAUGUCUGCGUAUGACUCGCUUAAUUAAGUAUUUCUAAAAGUGAUUUAAGGAAACAUCCACCUGGACCACUGAAUCACUCAUCAGGUGAUGUUACUCAACAUGAAUCCACACGACGAUGAGAUUGUCCUGAAAACAAAAAAAACAACAAGCCUUGUAACCUAUUGGUACAAUCUCACAAAGAAAUGUCAAGGUUCACCACUAAAUCAAAAUCAGCAUUAGUUUCAUUGUGCUUCAAUGGGUAGAUAAAUAUUUUAGGCCAUUUUGGUUUAAAGACAGUGAACCUCCACACAAGGCUACUGAAAAUAGAUGACAGUUGGCUUAAAUGUUGUGUUCCAGUCAUUUUGACCUGGAUUCUUUUUCCCCGAAAUGUUAUUUAAUGGACUAAAACUAAAGCUUGCUGACUUUGUUCACACAGGAUAUAAUAACGUCCUUUAAUAUUUUGAGAAUUGUUAUGCUUUUUGGGCUCCAAAAAUAAAUUCCAAACCUGUGCUAAUUGAAAGCAGUCAAGCUGACAAAAAAAAUUAAUCCCAAUAUCUUAUGAUAAUAUUGUUUAAUGACAUGUUUCCAAGCAGUUUAAAAGGCUGCUAAUUUUCGACUGGGAACACUAAAUUAGGUAAAGUGUUUUAAACACAGAACAAGGGUUAAUUGUCAUGGAAAUUAUGCAAAAACCGUCAGUUUUUUAUGCAAAAUGCCUUUAGAUGUUUUAUGAGAUUUUGUCAAAUUGCACUAAUGUAGAAAUGGUUGGCCGGAGAAUGUUGGAGGGCGUUUGUGCACUUGUUUUGUGCAAGUCUGAAAAUUGGUUGCGGAGGCUUUACCUAAACUUUUAAUAAUGAUCCAAGAUGCCGUAAAACCACACCUAUGUAAAGAGUUCACAGUUCAGCAACAUUAGAUUUCACUAUUAUUGUCAUUAUUAUUGUUCCCAACACCGAUCCUGGAGGCACCCCACACUGCACGUUUUGCAUGUCUCCUUAAUCAAACACACCUGAUUCAGGUCAUCAGCUCAUUAUUAGGGACUUCAAGAAUUGGUGUGUCAGAGAAAGGAGACAUGCAGAAUGUGCAGUGUUGGGGUGCCUCAAGGAUCGGUGUUGGGAACCACUGGUACUCUACAGUAUCAGUUGAAGUAUCACAGAAGUGUGUGAAGCCAAUAGAGACUUGUCACGUAUUUACAGACAGUAUCUUUCCAAUUCUUUCCCUAACUUGAUGUUUAAGUAUCUUAAAUGUCUGUAGCUUUGUAGCCCUCAGGGACUAACCCCACUUUCUUUGUGUUUCCCGUUUGUGUUUUUAAGGCAAGAAAAGAUUGUAUCAUGACAGUUAUUAUUUUUCAUAUGAAUGUACCGCAUGCACUUUUUUCCCUCAUUCGGUACUGUUAUAUUGACAUUGACUAGUUCAACCUUGUAAAUUAAUUUGUUCUGUUUUUUAUGACUAGGAAUGUGAAAAUUGCACUGAUUUAAGUUGAAGGCACUUAACCUGUGUACCCCUGUAAGUCAAGUGUGUUUUCUUGAACCGGACGGACGUGGCUUCAAGGAUUCUGUGAAAAUGAAAAUGACUUGAGCUACUGUUUGUCUAAACUAAACUAUCAUUGCUUUGAAUUUACUUCAGACUAAAAUAGCCUUUUAUAUGAUGGCGCCAUUGAAAUCCUGCCCACGGCUAAUUAAAUAAUAUAAAAUAUGAGAUAAAAUGAAAACAGGAGCAGUCAAUAUUUAUGUGAGAAUGACAGGAAUAGCUCAACCUGAAAUUAAGGAUGUAUGAAUGCCAUUGCGAUGGCAGGGAUUUUAUGUGGAAGCUCUUUAUAAAUGCUCUUUAUAAAAAUCCACCCCAAUAUAAUUGUACGUAGUGAUUUUCAUGGAGGAAUAAGAUGUCCAGAACUAGAUGUUAGUUAAACCGCCUGGCGAUGUGUUGUAUAUUGACCUUUCUCUGCUCUAAUGACGGUGCUGCUUCAUAUUGUGCUUCUGACCGUCAGCCGCAUCUGCUUCUGUGGACUUUACAAACGCUUUCUUCUCUGCUUCCCUUCCAUCCUGUUUUUCUGAGUAGCAUGUGUCAUUGAGUAACUGUACUGACAUGCAUCACAUAACCUGUAGCACAACGGACAUUUUUCCAUGAAGACGUCUUUCCUUUUAUAGAUUUAUAAAAGGAUUGUGUAUUUAACAUGUGCAGCAAUAAGAUUUUAAUACCAGAUCUAUGUCUAUGUAGAAUAAUAUGCACAUGUACUUAAAUAAAUUAUGGAAUUCA